Triticum aestivum (bread wheat) is the source of this 962-nucleotide messenger RNA. RefSeq lists its product as uncharacterized. Bases 64 to 606 code for a protein of 180 amino acids. The transcript has 3 exons. Lineage: Eukaryota; Viridiplantae; Streptophyta; Magnoliopsida; Poales; Poaceae. The record is from RefSeq and is a predicted model, not a curated record.
CGCAGCAAUAGUCUACACAAACACAAGGGACCAACCAUCAGUUCCUGCAUUUCAUCGAAGAAGAUGGCUGACAAUGCUGCGGAGGUGAAGCAGAAACCUCAAGGUGAGGUGAAACCAGAUGAGGGUCAGAGCCAGGCCGCGGAGAAGAGCGAGAAGAAGGCGGAGCUGAAGCCCGAUGAGGCGAAGAAGCUGAUCGAGUUCAUGGCGAAGAAGUACGACGAGCACGUGGCGAAGGUGGACUCGUUCGACGACUUCUACCACGCCAUCUACGAGCUCAUCCAGAAGUUCUGCGAGGAGCGCGGGCAGGUGCAGUACAGGAUCCCGCCCAGGGAGAAGCUGCAGGAGGUGUACAAGAAGCACCACACGUCCGGGGGCGAGGUGAAGCGGGAGGAGUUCGCGAAGAUGAGCGGGGAGCUGGUGAAGCGGGACAGCUUCAGCUUCGGCAAGGCGACCACGGAGCUGCUCAUGUUCCUGUUCGGCGCGCCCAUGUGCGCGCUGGUGGCCAAGCGGGUCCUGCCGGGGCUGGGCUGGGUCUCCGACGACACCGUCAUCCCGCUCGCCACCUCCGGCGCCGUCGCCUACCUCGUCCACUCCAAGAAGCUCUGAUCGAUCCAUCAUGUCUGAACCGAGUGACUGUAUACGGAUAUGUGGCAGUAGAUUAAUGCGAUGGCCGGGCUCAAAUAUUGCAGCGAGCACAAAUUUAACUGCAGUAAUUGACUAUCAGACUGCUGGGUUAUUUUUACGUAUUUGUAAUAAAAAGAAUGGCGGGUAAAAAUAUAGACCGGGGAAAAAAGGGGCACACCACCCUAAAGUGAAAAAUUGCGCGGUAGCGGAAGGUAGCGGCACAUCCUCGACCGUUCCUCUCAGCAUCUAGAUUGAUGCUACUUUUCUUUGUAUAUGUUGCCAAUUUAUUUCUCAGAUAAAUAGACAUCAAUACAGAAGAAGAGAGGUCCACACCUACA